Messenger RNA from Patiria miniata (bat star), 7819 nucleotides. RefSeq names its product importin subunit alpha-3-like. Bases 94 to 1644 code for a protein of 516 amino acids. Gene Ontology annotation, cellular component: cytoplasm; nucleus; nucleoplasm. Lineage: Eukaryota; Metazoa; Echinodermata; Asteroidea; Valvatida; Asterinidae. Gene Ontology annotation, molecular function: protein binding; nuclear import signal receptor activity. The transcript is spliced from 11 exons. Gene Ontology annotation, biological process: NLS-bearing protein import into nucleus. The record is from RefSeq and is a predicted model, not a curated record.
CCGACCGUGACGUCAUUGUCUCGCCGGCAUUUUGGAAGUAGUUCCAUUUUUGCAACCCUUUCAACUGGUUCUUUGUGUUUUUUGCCUGUAGAAAUGUCUAUCGAAUCAAACUUCGAUGGGUCGGUGGGCCACAGAAUCAAGAGUUUUAAAAACAAAGGGCGAGACACCGAGGAGAUGAGGAGGAGAAGAAAUGAAGUGACUGUUGAGCUACGGAAAAACAAGCGCGAUGAGACAUUACUGAAGAGGCGGAAUGUCCCCAAUCUGGAAGGGGAGUCUGAUGAAGAACCUGUUAACCAAAUCUCGUAUCAUGAACUUGUGCAAAAAGCAGCCAGUAACCUCCCAGCUGUACAACUCCCAGCUGUGCAGUCUGCACGUAAACUCUUGUCUAGUGACCGCAAUCCACCGAUAGAUGACCUUAUUGCAUCAGGCAUUCUCCCUGUCUUGGUUGAGUGCCUAGACAGCCCAAGUUCUGCAUUACAAUUUGAGGCAGCAUGGGCAUUAACAAACAUCGCAUCAGGCACAUCCAAGCAAACUAUGGCAGUAGUUGAUGCGCAUGCAGUACCCAAAUUUGUGAACUUAUUAAACUCGGAUCAACCCAAUGUUUGUGAGCAAGCUGUUUGGGCUCUGGGAAAUAUCAUUGGUGAUGGACCCAAGUGCCGGGAUAUCUGUAUCAAUGAAGGUGUAGUCAGACCCUUGUUGAGCUUCAUCCGUCCCAAUAUUCCCCUGUCCUUCCUUCGCAAUGUCACCUGGGUCAUAGUCAACCUGUGUAGGAACAAAGACCCUCCACCACACGAAGAAACUAUCCGGGAACUACUGCCAGCUCUAAGUGCACUCAUUCACCACACAGAUACAAAUAUCCUGGUGGACACAGUAUGGGCGUUAUCUUAUCUGACAGAUGGAGGUAACGAACAGAUACAGAUGGUCAUUCUGUCGGGAGUGGUCCCAUUCCUUGUACCGCUACUCAGUCACAAAGAAGUCAAAGUUCAGACGGCAGCAUUAAGGGCAGUUGGUAACAUUGUAACAGGAACAGAUGAACAGACUCAGGUUGUGCUCAGCUGUAAGGCAUUGUCACACUUCCCUACGCUACUGACACAUCCAAAGGAAAAAAUCAACAAGGAAGCAGUAUGGUUCUUGUCCAAUAUUACAGCAGGCAACCAGCAACAAGUACAAGCAGUCAUUGAUGAAGGACUCCUACCAGAAAUCAUCAGGCAUUUGGACGGGUCGGAUUUCCAGACACAGAAAGAGGCAGCUUGGGCCAUUAGCAACCUCACCAUUAGUGGCACCAAGCAGCAAGUCAUGGCGUUGUAUGACAAUCAUGUCAUCCCACCGUUGUGCAAUCUACUGGUAGUCAAGGAUAGCCAGGUAGUUCAGGUGUGUCUGGAUGGCAUCUUAAACAUCUUGAAGGCAUCAGGGGAGAAGUACCAGGAGAUUGCUACCCUGAUUGAAAUGUGUGGAGGUCUGGAUAAGAUUGAACAUCUUCAAAACAGUGAGAAUGAUGACGUCUACAAACUUGCAUAUGACAUUAUCGCACAUUACUUCUCAGAUAUUGAUGACGAGGACCCAGCGUUGGCUCCACAGGUGGUCCAACAAGGCUUUGAGUUUGAUGCCAACACUAAUAUCCCCAGUGAUGGCUUCAAGUUUUAACGACAGUCAACCACCGGCAGAAUGAAUAGAACGCAUCCAGUGCUCUCCAGUUAACCACUCCUCAAGAAAUAGCAGUAGAGUUCCAUUUCAAAUGGUAAGGUAGACUCACCUCUGACCUUGAGGUCAAAGGUGAUGGCAUUGAGAGGUCACAUACUACCAGAGAUCAGAUCAUGUCUUGCAAUGAAAUGAGGUACAGUGUUGGAACAUUCAGAGGUGGAACAUUCAAAACAGGCCAGUUUCAUAGAAUUGAUAAGCCAAAUAUUUUACAUUGACAGCAAUAAGUGUUCAACCAAAUGAAAAUGGCAUUUAGUCAAGAGUAACUAACUGACACAUGAAAUUGAGAUUGACAGUCACUGACAAAAAAAACCAAAGAAAUCUCACUUUUUCCAGCAGUUUUUAAACAUUGGUCCAACAGACGGUUACCAGUGGGUGAUAGAGAGAUUGCCAAUACACUAUAGGAACCUUGGGUCAUGUAGUAGAUGUCAUGGUUUUACAUUUGCAGCACCCUCUGUUAAUUAGACAGUGCAAGGCAAGAAAAUUAAGGUUAUGUUUAUGAUUUCUGCUUUUGCAUCAUGCCUUAGAUUCUAGAAUCAAAAAUGUACAAAGACUUAUGCCAUACUUUUUGAUCUAUGCAUAAUGCAAAUUUAUAACAUCUAGUACUUGAACCUUUGUUGCUGGUAAUUUAAAAUAUAAAAAUGCUAUAGUCCAUUGCCAAUUCAACAAAGGACUCUGUCCAUAUAAAUCAAUGCCAUACAUCACAUCAUUUACCCUGACCCCGGUUCUCUCUGGAAUCUUUCAGUGUUAAUUUGUGGUUGCCAAAGCAGCUAUUCAAAAACACAUACCCAUUGCUUCGCACUGCUGGAAGGACUUACAAUAUGACUGUUUCUUUGACAAUUUAUCAGAGUCUGUGCAUCAGCACAUAUACAUGUAUGUGUUUAAUGUGUAUAUCUUCAUCUCAUGUAUCAGUAUCAACUGCCAUCCUAACUUUUGCCAUCUUGACUUUGGACAUGCAAAUUAUCAGUUAGAUUGCUGUCGGGCAAGGGAAAAUGGAAUAAUGUAAUAAACUACAAAGAUGUGGCUGCCAUGUUUAAAGCUUGGGUGUUGCUUUCAUAAACAAAGACAAAAGACAAACCAUUACCAACUCAUUCAGCCAUUUAUUCUUUUAUCUCUGGCAUUCAUCAUUUCAUAGAAAACAAAAGAACACUCUUUAACUGUGGAUAAAACAGGCUGAAUAACACUAACACCUAUCAAUGGCAGCAAGGGACAGAAAUGGGCAUACUUAUGUACUGUUUGUACAAAUGUGUACAUAACUGAAAUUGUUUCUGUUGAUACGCUCUAAAAUUGGUUCAGAAAUACAUCAGAGUGUAGCACAAGAAAACAACAAAGCAUGCAAAUGGAAUUGGACUUCAUCUGUAAAUAAAUGGGGGGGGGGGGUCGGGAGCACAAACUGUCAAGUUUGUGGAGCAGAUUUUUUAAAAAGGUCCAAUAUGUAAACUUGGAGCUAUCUAACUGGAUGGGUUUCAGUGUAAAGAGAAGGCAGAGGAAAGGUGGUCAUUGAUAUAAUUGGUCAUGAACUUUUGUGGCAGGUCAAUUAAUAAAAUCAUGCAUAUUGUGUUGAAGGAAUCAGAUGGACUGUUUUGAAAGUACCAAGAAUUCUUUCAAAACAUGCCUGUCGAGGAGGCCUAACAUUGUCGAGGCAAUCAUGAUAAUGUUCUUCCUGCCACAACAUUUCAAUUUGACUUGAAGGUAGGCUGUACAGGUAAAGAAAGAGGAAGAACUAUUUUCUUGUAAUUUUAUUGUGAAGGAAAGACUAAUUUAUUAGGUACGCGUGUACAAAAAGGCUGUACAUGUAGGUUGUCUAACUGGUAAACUUCAAUUGGAAUAAAACUUGAAAUUUCAAACAAGUGUGGAAAAACAGUGAUUACCUGAACCAAAUUCAAGGUCAUUUACUAUAGUCUUGUGUGAAAGACAAAAUUGAGAGUCAAGGUAUUUUAAUUGUUAUGUUUCAUACAGUUUUCAAGUGUGUUCCAUCCUUGUUGAAAGUUUCAAGUUUUACUCAUCAAAUAUAACUUUAAUAUGAAGAUAAAUUGGUGUGCGGCUGAAAUGGUAUCAAUUUUGUAACAAAAUUUCAGUUUGUUAAAUAAUUGUGCAGGGUGACAUGCAAGCUUAAAACCCCCAUGCUUCUAAAGCAAACAUAUAUGCUUGUUUCCGCAGCUUGAAACUUUUUCAAUUUGAAAGGUUUCAGGCAUCCUCCUGAUAGGCUUACGUGAAAUGAGUGAUAGAUUAUGGUGAGUCGGGAUACCAGUCAUAAUUUCACUAACUACUGACGAUUCCUGAAAUGCGAACCACUUAAUAAUUAUUGGUUGACAUGAUGCCUUAUGACUAGAUUAACAAAACUGUUCCAAGAUGAUUACAUUCACAAGCUGGACCUAUUUCCUUUCUGUUAGAAUUAGCAGAAAGGACUUGGGUAUAAAAUUAAUAUCUGGUUACCUUGUAUCAUACUUCUCUAUUUUCACAUUUCCUAUUUAAACCAAACUACAGUGUCUUUGCCUAUAAAGUGAAAAUAAGCUUAGCAAUGAAUCAUUUGAAGCCACUUGCUUGAUCUGGCCAUUGUGUUCAGAUAAAGGUUCUAAAAAUGAAGCCAAGCAGCGUAAAAUAGUUACACAUAUUUGGCAUUGUAAUGGGCAACACGUGUGCAAUCUGAUUGAUAGAAAUUGAAACAAACAAAUAAGAAACAAUCCUUCCUCGUGUUUAGUGUUGCUGCAAUGAAUUACUAGAAGUACAAUGAACCCAUUUGCACCUGAAAAAUCACUAAAUCCAUAGAGUGCUGGGGUGGUUUCUGGCGCUACAGGGAGUAAUAGGUAGGGCGGUUUCAGGCCCUACCGUGACUGAAGGGUUAAAGGCUUGGAACUGCAUGCUAUAUUUCCUGCCUCUGAAGCUGAAACGAAAUAUGCUACAAAUAGGAAAUCCUAAAACUUGAAACCUGAAGGAAGGGGUGAAAUCCUGAAUCCAGCUUAAUCCUUGCGCUGUAUUUGCUGGUUUUGAAUACCAAUGAUGGUCAUUAUAAUGAACUUCGGUUAAAAUUUGACAUUAAAAAAUCUGACUGUAAAUUGGCUUUAUUGGUCAGAUCCUGAUUUUAUGGUUUCAGAAAAAUUGUUGGAUGUUUUUUCCUUAUUGUCCAGUUUAUGUCAUUUUAAAUGAAAUAUACUAAGUGAUCAGUCCAAACUGCAGUGAUUAUCGAAACAAGGCAUUCUUCAGAAUUUUUGGAGUUGACCCUAUUCUCCACAAAGAAAGCAAGAAGCUAUGCAAGAUUUUCAUAUAUCAAAAAAAUUACACGAGGGAAAAGCUGACGGACUGAACAUGAAUAUUAAUAUUCGGGUAUCGAUAUAAACAGUCACUGGUUUCACUGGAAUGUACUUUGCAAAUCUUUAGAAUUGUCCUACCUCAAAAAGUUUGAUUAACUGAAUAUUUUCUUGAUAUUUAAAUGAUGCAUUCCCCACUAAAAUGAUCCCGUUGACUGAAAAUCUGAGGGAAAUCACUUAAUACAAAAUACGGAUGCCUCAAAUAGUUAUUUGAAUCAAAGUACAGAGCCAGAUUCAAGGCAGUGCUGUUGUUGUUAUAAUUAUGUUUAAUUGUCUUGCUUUCAUUUUAUUGUAUUUUUUGUUGGGUUGCCUUGAUGUAGUGAUCUGAUGCUUUUUCCCCCAGCAUAAAUUGCAUAUAUUUUGUAACUUUUUACAGAAACAAACAUAGCACAAAGCUUCAAGUGGUUUUGAAACAAUGAUUAAUAAUAUGUGAAAUAAAGAUUUUGUUGUAUUUUGUGUUUGAUAAUUUACCGAGAUCCAAGAUGGCAAUCCCUUUCUGGCUGUUGACUUCUUCAGAAGAAUAACAGCUUGUCUGCUCCUUACUACACAAUCAAGAUGAAUUUUUUUCACACAGCUCUCAGGUCUUUUGUUUUUUGUGGACAGGAGGUGGGGCACAAAAAAAAAUUCUGUCCUAUAACUUGAUAUAUUGAUGAAACACAAAAAUUCAAAAUGUUCAUUUCUCAUGUACUCUGCAUUGUUUCAGAACCAUUUGUAGAUUUUGAUUGUUAUUUUUUUUUGGGGGGGGGGGAUUUCUAUUCCUGUAAACGUUUACUAUUGACAUUGAAACAGAGCUCAUUGUUAUAUUUCACAAUUUUAAUUCUGAAUAUUGUGAAAUACGGUAGUAGUAAUAGGUACCCUGAAAUCAAUGACAUGAACAACAUUAUCAAAGAUAUUAACAUACACCAAAAUAAGCAAAGUCCCAACUCGUAACAAAGAAGACCUUCAUGUAUAGACCAACUCAUGCAGAGUCUGACACAAUACUUCUGCCAUUACUAUUGGUCUUGAGAUACCUGUGCAUUGCACUCAUCUUUGAGGUGGGGGCUUUUGUUGUAAAUGGAUAGGCAUGAGUAAUAGACGUCUUGCGCAUUCAUUGUUACUGAAUUCAAAGCUCAAAGAUGGUGCAAAGGGUCUGCAUGUAUAUUCUCAAUAGACUUUGGCCAGAACUUGUUUUGGGGAGGGGUGAUGUCGAAGUAGGAGAAUGCUACCUUGCAGGGCAUGGGUUUCUUAUCUGUUUCAUUUUGAAUACUGGUAUUUUAUCUUUAAAAAAGUUAGAUUUUAAAUUUGUUCUCUUGAAGCAGUUUCUGAAUGUUUUUAUGUUUUUAAGCCAUUAAAUUAUUUCAGAGCUUCGAAGCAGAUGAUUUCAGUAAUUUUAAUGCAAAUUUGGUAUUUUUAUUUAUUUUUUUAUUGAAGUUUUGGGCAGAUUGUUUUGGCUGUUGACUGCAGUUUAUCAGUAAAUAUGGCUGGAUUUUAUGUUUCUGCUGAUCAGUUUAAAGGUUUUGUUUUCAAAUCCUUAAUGCGAUAAUUGUACAUAACAUUGUUACUGCAGGAUUUGUGGAGCAUAUUAAUGUAACACAUUUACCCCUAUGUUGCUUUAAAAUAAACAUAAUGUACACUGAGUAGUUAGCAUUUUGUGUACACUGUAAAUAAGACAAGGGGGUCCAUGGCAUAUAUACAGAACUUGCUUCUGAAUCCACAAAAAUGUAUUUAAAAAUGGGUUGUUGCUUUUUAUCUGUUAAAAAUGAAGCCCAACCCCAGUGUUUUGAUACCUUGUAUAAAAAAAGUACUAUUGUAUAAAAGAUAUGUGGAAGAAAAGAAGACAAUUUGAUAUUAUUCAGGUUUGUGGUAUGCUGAAUAUGCAAAGCGCUGGAAGCUAAGUUCUGGAUGCCAUUGGCUAGCUUGAAACUGUGGAUUUGCAUUAUCUUGCAAAUAAUUAUGUACAUGUAUACUGGGAUGAUUACCGUGUCCAAGGGUCAUUUGAAUACAUGUAGAAAUGGUAUGUUGUCCUCAGAAAAGUAAAAGAAAAAUGAGGAAUUGUUAUUUUUUUCCCAACCAAUUUUAUGAGCAAUAUUUUUUAUUUUGUAUUAAAAUGAAUUUGGAAUGUUCUCCUCCAGUUAUUUUAUUUAUGUUUACCGAAACCAAACAAAAGCAAAACGUUGUUAUGGUUACAACUUUCUUGACCAUUGUGUCACGUAUUGAAAUGGCCCAAGUGCAUGUUUAUUCCAAUGUGACUUAAAUAUUUAAUGCAACAAUUUAAUAUUCAGAAUCCUUAGUAUAAGGGAAAGCCUUGUUUAAUAAUUGCCAUGUCAGAACUGACUGCACAGCUGUGUUGAAAUUGAUAUUUCAUAUUUUUCAGUUGGCAGAAAAAAACAAACUUCAUAAAUAAAACGUAAUAAACGUCUUGGAAUUUACUGUGGGUAAAUACAGGUUUAUACUCCUUCAUAAAGCAAGUACCAUUUUGCUCAAAUGUUAAUCUGACAGUCUUUGUAAAUAGACAUACUAAAUACUAGAAAUCCUGACAUGCACAAAUUGCGAUGAUGCCUUAGUUCCAUGUCAAUUAAUUCAGAGUGUCUACAGAUAGAUGCAGCCAAUAACAAUGUAAACCACCUAGACUUCAAUUCUAUUGGCCGAAUUCAAGGCAUUAAGAUGACCAUUUCAAAUGCUUUUAAACCAGUAGUAUUGUAAGGUUUAAUUUUUGUUUUUUACCGCGAUGAAAUCUUUUUAGGCUAAGUAAAAUUCAACAUUUGUUUGCAUUUUCCCGGUUCCUUUUAUGCAUGACGAAUAAUACCACUUGCAAUCUGUCAACAGUUCAAAAA